This is a messenger RNA of Aspergillus clavatus NRRL 1, 1476 nucleotides long. Its product is annotated as WD40 repeat domain-containing protein. Gene Ontology annotation, cellular component: mitotic spindle; MWP complex; microtubule organizing center. The coding region runs from base 1 to 1476 and encodes 491 amino acids. Lineage: Eukaryota; Fungi; Ascomycota; Eurotiomycetes; Eurotiales; Aspergillaceae. Gene Ontology annotation, molecular function: protein binding. The record is from RefSeq and is a predicted model, not a curated record. Gene Ontology annotation, biological process: mitotic sister chromatid segregation; protein localization to mitotic spindle pole body; microtubule anchoring at mitotic spindle pole body. The transcript is spliced from 3 exons.
AUGGACUCUACAGGAGCCGGAGGCAAGUCUAGUUCCUUGCCCAUCGAUCUAUCAGAGGAUGGAGUAUACGCAGCCCAGCUCAAUGGCAAACAUCUCACCGUCCACCUCAACCCUCUCUCUUCAAACUUCCAGGAGGUGCAGAUCGUCAAGCUCAAAGACACGCCAUCGAGGUUCUUGAAAUUCACCCGGCCAAGUCCAGCAAAUAAGUCAGAUGCGAUUGAAGGCCAAGGGGAGGGCGUAGGAAGACGUCUCCUUUGUGCUAGCGAUGCGCGCAUUCUGGUUUGGGACCUCGAACCCCUGCAGCUACAUGCGGAGGUCGAAAACAUCGAACCAGGUGCUCUUACUAUCGAUUUCGGCGGAGACGAGAAUGAAGUUAUUGUUUUCCACUCGUGGAAUACGAAGUUAACAAUCCAUGCGCUAGACAGCGGUCGAAGCCAGGUUAUCAAGGCCCCUAAGUUCUCACAUUAUAAUGGCUUUGGCUAUCGACCGAAAACACGGCAGUUUGCUAUUUUACUAAAACCAGAAACAUCUGAUCUAUUGACGAUCCAUGAAUUUCGGUCAUACGAGCUCAUCAAAAGGGUCAAUCUUCCUACAGCAGAUGCUCAAGGCCUGAAAUGGAGCCCCGAUGGAAAAUGGAUAGCUGUCUGGGAUGCGGCAAGUGCAGGCACCAAAGUUCUGAUAUAUACCGCCGAUGGGCAUCUAUUUCGAACUUAUAAUGGUCUGCCAGAAGUGGACAGUGUCCUCGAUCUUGGAGUGCGAAGUAUAGAAUGGAGUCCAACAACUACCCACAGUGGUGGUUCAGAUUCGCUAGCGAUUGGAAAAAUCGAUGGCACAAUUGAUAUCCUGAAGACAAAGACAUUCUCUUGCUCAAUAUCGCUCUCACAUGUCUAUACAAUCGAUGAGCCCUCACCAAAUGCCUGGCAUGAGAGACUUUCUACCGCCGACGGGAGACUUGGAUACGCGGAGCUACCUACGUCUACUGCAUUUAGCAUGAUCUCAGAAUCCUCUGGCCCACCCCGGGGAUCUUCUAUCAUGACAUUCAGCGCCAACGGCGCUUUCUUAAGUACCGUGGAUCAGACCCGGCCCAACAUCGUCUGGAUAUGGGAUCUGCAGACGACUUCUAGUCUUGUUUCGACUCUGGUACACGAACAUCCGGUUCGACAAGUGGUAUGGCACCCGUCAAGAACAGAGCUCCUUAUCACCACGGCCAACGGUGCGGUGCCUGCCGUACGACAUUGGUCUCUUGAUAGGCCUCCAUCAAUCGUCGCUGUCCCAUUAUCACGGAGCGAGAAUGGGAAGUAUGACGUGAGAUGGGUGUCUCUAGCCCAAGACGAUGUUUCAUUGGUGUGGUUAGGGACGCCCGAGGAGUAUGUGCUUGGCCAUCUGUCGCUGGAGGACGAAAAUCAACAAUUCGUCGUCCUAAAUGCAGUGAGCAACAGACCUUCCAUUGGCCAGGGUUCGAAUAUGAGCAAAUGA